CAACAGAAGCCCUUCUCUUUGGCUCUCCACUGUCCUCACUCAGGACUAUUUGCAUGUGGCUGAUCUACGUGCCAUACACCCAUUCGAAACAUGUCGCUAUUCUAGACGCCCGUCAAAGCGUCAACCCACUUCCGUUCGCCGUCUCGCUACAAUCCACCACACCAACCCCCUGAUCGCGCCGCACCAGGGCGGCCAUGGACGACAAUGCUCAAUACCCAGGAAGCUUUGCUUCUGCUCCCCCUCCUCCAUUGCCAAAGGACUAUCCUCCUCUACAACGUCUCCCCUCUCUUUCGGCAGCUUUGAAACCCUUCUCUCAGAUCUCUCCCGUCCGCCGAAAGCCUCUCCCUUCCAACGCCUCGCCCAUCGUUCAGUCUCCCAAGUCUCCUGAGUCAUCACGCCAGCUACCGAGCGCGGACGUUUCACCGGUUCAAGGAAGAUCUAACGAGACUUCACGGUCGCUUGACACCGUAGGAAGGGCGACAUCGAGUAUAUCGUCGGCUACUGUACCUCGAAGAGAUACGAUCGACAUCGACUCGACUCGAACCGCUACGAACGGCCACGUACCUCAAGUCUACACCGAGGACUAUACCAGCUCUCCCCAGGGCCAUCACAAAAUAAGACCAUCCAAUGGUUUCACGGUAGAAACUGUGGUAGAGGAGGACAUGGGUUUGAAGCCUGGCUCGAGGCCGCCGCCUUUGCGGACGGACUCGAGCUCGUCGACAAAAUCAUUGACGGUCGUUGACCCGAAGAAACCUCAAACACCGGGGAGCAAGUUUACAUCCUUCUUCAGCCGCAAGCCUGCCGCCUCCCCAAGCACCGAAUCUUCCGUCACUGAUAUAUCAGACCGGAAAUCCCCUCUUCCAUCUCCGUAUAUUGCAUCACCCAGCGCCUCUAUACGUUCGUCCUCCGGCUUUCCCUUCGGAGCCUCGACCUCCCGAAACGCACAAUCACAGCCCUCCCAAGACUCGAUCGACUUCGAUGGGAGCCCCUAUGUUCAGUCGCUUACCAAUGGCGACGCGGCAAGCAAAUGCCUGCAGCUCGAGGCUGAACUACGUGAGAUCAGCACCGAGCUGGCCAACUCGAUUAAACGCGAGAUGGAUUUAGAAGACCUCGUUGAAAGGCUACAAAGCGAAGGAACAAGCGCCAAUAGAGAGAUUGAUCGAACAAGUGAUUACUUCUCAGACUCGGGCACAAGCUCGAUUCGACCUUCCACUAGCGAAGGCAACCCAAAGGAUGAGAUUCAGAGGAUAAAACGCGAAUCAGAACAACGGAGAGCACAGCUGAAGGUGGAAAUGUCCCAGAAAUGGCAGAAUGAACGAUCAAGUCGGCAAGCCUUGGAGUCUCAUGUCCACAUCUUGGAGCAGAGGCUCUCGCAGUCGCGUCGAGAUCACAACCAGUCCGCAGAUAUCACAGCCAGGGCUAAGGAGCUAGAAAUGGCCCUGGAAGAUGCGAAGAGGAGGCUGGUGGAAGAAAGGCAGACAAAAGAGAACUUCGAGGAUCUGUUAACUGCACUGCGAGUCGACUUGGAGCAACACCGAAACGAACGCGACAACCUACGUGAUGAAGUUGUGCCUCAGCUGCGGUCUCAAGUUGAGGGGUUGGAGGCAAGCUUGUCUGAGUCCCAGAAAUCACCAUACGACAUAACACGAAUGCAGCAGGAAAUCCAGAGUCUUAGAGAUGAGAACGCUGCGCUCCAGAGUGCAAAGGCGAUGAACAUGCAAUUCCAAUCCAUCGCUGAAGAGGGAGGGAUGGGCGAAUCCCCCACAAAGACUUCGUUCUUUGGAGGACGAAGUAUGGGACUGCAGCGGUCUAACACCAUCCACAUGAACAGGUCGAAUUCAAGGGCUGGUAAUAGGUCGAAUUCGUUGUCCAGGUCAAAUUCCAUCAGCAAUCGUGCUACCCCUGAUAAUCAGCAGCCGCUUGCCGACCAGUUGAAGGACGUCACGGACCAAAGGAACGCCUUGCAUACUACCGUGAAGUACUUGUUACGGAGACAAGAAGCUGAGCGGCGACAAUACGAAAAGAGACUCAAACUCGCCGAAGCCGAACGUGACCGCGCAAACUCGUUGCAUCACCUGAAGAAGGGAGGCUAUGAACGUGAAGUUCGGACCUUGCGUUCGGAAAUCAACCUUCUACGCAAGAGGACUGAUGAUGCUUUGGAGCAAAAGUGGCAAUGUGAGAAGGGUCUGUCGGGUCUCAAAAUGGAUCUGGAUCGAAGUAAGCAAGAAACUGCUAGUUUGCAGACCUUGCUACAAGCUCGCGACGACAGUGCACCUGAAGUCCUCUCAUCAACACUGGAGGAAGCGUUGCGUCGCUUACAGCAGCAGCGAGACCAAGCACGGCAACAAGACUCAUUGGGACAGUUGAUGCAGGAAGAAGAACUUGCUGCAGAGCUCGAGUCGUCUGCUCAAAGGUCUGAGGCGUUAGCGACCCAGGUCAGAAAACAAAUGCAAGCAAAUUCCGAUCUGCGGAACCGACUCAAGGACGCGGUCGAAAAUGGUCAAAAGAAUCAGCUAGCCUCAGCAAGUCAGAUCAAUGUGCUUCAAGCUAAGCUUCGGAAACUGGAAGACGUUAUCACCGUUGCCCAGAUGCAGUCCGAAACAGCCGUCAUGAAGCAUGAAGAGGAAGUCCGCGUUAUCCGCGCCAGUAACAACAUCCAGCUGAUGCGGACACGGUCUGGCAGAAAGAUGCCUGGAUUUCUGACUCCUACGCCGAGGUCCCCAUUGUCACCAAUGUUUGUCAACUCGAAGAAGAGCCCGAGAUUGGACCAAACGACCAGUGGACCAGGCAUAGCCCUUCAAGAAGCACUCAAGACCGAGUAUCUAGAGAACAAGGUGGCCGACCUGGAGAAAGCUCUAGCUGAGGCCGAAAAGGAAAUGGAAGAAGUCGUCGGACGGAUGAACACAGCUCAGAUUGGUGUUGCUGAGCUGGAAUCGGAGAGGGACGAAGCCCUCCGUCAAACUCGACGACUGGAAGCCGCCAUUGCGGCUGAGCGCGAGAAAGUAGAGACACUCCUGAACUCAUCGUACGACUACUCCUACCCCUCAGACUACUAAGUCUGCGCGAAUCAGGGGCCUAAACCACAUGGUGCUCGACGCCGUUACGGGCAUAUUUUUCAAUUUUUUUUACCGUUACCAUUUAUGCAUGAGAAGCAUAUUUAGCGACGGAGUUCUUGGUCUGAGAAGCAAUACCAUGCUUCACUUGGAGAGAUCAGACCUGGAUUGGGCUUUCUGAAACUUGUGCCUCAUAUUAGGCACCCUUGAUGGAAGGGUUUUGGUUGCCUUCUGUCCACCACCCCAACGCACGCGCACAGUGCUUGGUACAUGAUUAUACCCAACUAAUAGUAUUUGAAAGAUGAGAUGAAGGGCGGUGAUGAGAUGCAUCAACUGUGGGUUUGGAUAUAGUAUUAUACAUGGCAGGGAUGCUUCCGGCUGGGUUGGGACCUGGAGAACGCCAUCAAAAGGAUAGGCAUAUGCUUGUCUUCAAUAAUACCAUAUCUAAGCACGAUGCUGCAACAAUCUGCGUCUUAUGAAG
Molecule: messenger RNA, 3534 nt
Organism: Exophiala xenobiotica
Lineage: Eukaryota; Fungi; Ascomycota; Eurotiomycetes; Chaetothyriales; Herpotrichiellaceae
Exons: 3
Coding region: 195-3056 (953 amino acids)
Source: RefSeq, a predicted model, not a curated record